This is a messenger RNA of Xyrichtys novacula (pearly razorfish), 4094 nucleotides long. Lineage: Eukaryota; Metazoa; Chordata; Actinopteri; Labriformes; Labridae. The record is from the annotation of a GenBank genome assembly.
CAAAUACCAGGUGAGUCCGGAGAGUAGGACCACAACAUCCUGAACCACAGAGACCUCCUCUUCCUCUUCGUUUUCAUCCUCCUCCUCUUCAGCAGCAUGCAGGCCGGCUCCGCCCUCCUCCUCCUCCUCCUGUCCAUCAGCUCCGCCGUCUCCUUUGAGCUGCUGGCCGAAGAAGCUGCUCCCCGCCGGGCAAGAUUCUCCGCCAACAGCCCGAGUGAGUCCCGGUUCUCUGGAACCAACAAAACCCGCUUUAUAGUUUUCUGAACUUUGUUCAUAAAAUAGUUUUUUUUUCUAAUUAUGUUCCCUAAUUUUAAAGUAAGCUAACCUCGUGAUUUUCCUGCUACUAGCUAGCCCACAGAAUAGGGGAGACUGGGGUCGAUAUCAACGUUUCUUAACGGUUAUUUCAGUCCCUCUAAGACCGUAAAAAUGAGACUUUUUGAACUGACUUUUGUGUUACUAUUACACUAACUUUUCAUAAAUUAAAACACAGAUAAGUGGAAAUCAUGGAAGAUCACGAAUCACAGUGGUUAGCAAUCUUAGACAGCUGAAAGUAUUUGAACUCACUUUAAAGGUUAGUUAUAAUUUUGUUAUAAAAAUGUAAUAUCAUUUAGAUAUAAAAGAAGCAAUUUAAGAGAGUUUUUACACUGAAUUUGUUGCACAUCUACGACGGCGUAUUAGGGCCACAUUAAGAAAAAAAUUAAGACUUCGAGAUUAAGUCAUUACUUCCAAGAAUAAAGACGUGUUUAAAUCAUUUUGUAUGAGAAUAAAGUCGUAAUAUAGUAAUUACUGACGAGAAAAAAGUCGUAAAGUAAAUGAAGUCUUAAAGCUGAUUUUGUGGAGGAGGAAAUGUCUGAAGUGGUCGACUGCAGAGUUAUCAGUGGGUGCAUCAGUGGGCCAUUAAGAGAGAUUUUGUGGUUUCUCAAGAAAUAAUCCAACUGAUGAUCAACAUUUGUGAUUCAGAGGGAGUCGAGCACCGCGUCUGUCUCUGAUGUUGGCACAACAGCGGCAGUAACCUCCACCUGCAGCGGCACCAACACCUUAUGGCGGCAUAUAGAUUCAUGUGAUCAACUAAAAACAUAUGAAACUAUAGUUAUAAAUGGCUGCAUUGAGGGAUUUAACCUCUGCACAGACAUUUCCAGCCAUUUCCCCCUCCUCAGAAACAGGGAUGCAUUACAAGUCCGCCUGGUUCUUUCUGCGGAAAAGAUGUAUGUCUUGCAUAUGUCCUGAUACUUCUGAUGAUGUGAUGCUGAAACGCAAAAUGAUUUAGUAUCGUCUUGUUUGUGAAACCUAACUACUGAAGUUCAAUUCAUCUAAAUGCUCCACAACGCUCAUUAACACAACUAACAACAGGUUAGAGUAUUAGCUACGACUUUAUUUACAUAAGAAAUGAUUUUAUUAUGACUUUGUUCUCGUAAAAAAUUAUUUUAUUACAACUAUAUUCUUGUAAUUAAUGAUUUUAACACAACUUUAUUCUCGUAAGUAAUUACAAAGUCUUAUUAGUAUUACUUUUUCUUAAUGUGGCCCUAAUACUCUGUCAUACACAUGUUUACAGUAACAAUGAAAAAUUUCACCUGGAAGAUGUUUCUGCAGGAUAGCUAGCUUUAGUGCUUAUUUUACAGACAAUAAAGUAACACACUGUACAUAGAUAUAUACAGUCUGUGCUGAAGGGUAUCUCUUUGUUUUAUGCAGAAGCAGGUAAAGUUAGUUAAAGUUAAUUAAAGUGUACCUCUGACUGCUGUCAGUCAGUUAACAAAGAUGCUAACUUUGACAAGAGUAAAUCUGUUCACUCACCUGAGCAGGUCAUGAGUACAGUGUUCAUGUGCUUCUCUCUGUGUGUGUUUGCAGGCGAUGUGGCCAGAUGUUUAAACGGUGCUGUGGCCGUUGGCUGCGGGUUCUUCUCCUGUCUGGAAAACUCCACCUGUGACACUGACGGCAUGCACGAAAUCUGCGAGCUCUUCCUCCACACAGCUGCUACUUUCAACACAGAGGUUAGUGUGCGUGUGUGCCUGUCUGUGUUUUUAUUUGUGUGUGCAUGUGUGUGUGUGUGUGUGUGUGUGUGUGUGUGUGUGUGUGUGUGUGUGUGUGUGUGUGUGUGUGACAUUAAAGUGUGUGUGUGUGUGUCGUCCUGCAGGGUAAAACCUUCGUGAAAAAGAGUCUCCACUGUAUCACCCAGGGAAUCUCUGCCAAGGUUUUCCAAACGAUCCGUCGCUGCAACAUUUUCCAGAGGAUGAUCGCUGAGGUUCGUACGCUCAGAGAAAUCAGGGGCUGUGUUUAAGAGGGGGACUUGGUCUGGGGGGUCUAGAUAAGGUGCCAAACCUGCACUCUUUUUAAUGAGCUGACCUUUGAACCUUUCUGAGACACCAACUCUGAUGAUGUAAUCUCAACUCAACUCAACUUUAUUUGUAAAGCACUUUAAAACAACCACAGCUGAACAAAGUGCUGUACAUAAAUAGACAAAACAAUGCAAACAUAAAAAACAAUCAAAAAACAAUUAAAACAAUGGAUAAAAUAAUAACAGAUAUUAAAAAGUAAAAUAUAGUUUCAAUGUUUUUAAAAACUAAUUUAAAAACAUAGAAACAAAUAACUAAGAACAAACCAUAAAACGCUAAAACAGGAGCCGAGUCUCAUGCAGGGUUGAAAGCCAAUGAAUAAAAAUGGGUUUUAAGACGAGUUUUAAAAAUGGACAGUGUGGGGGCUUAUCUGAUUUGUAGGGGUAGCUCGUUCCAUAAUUUUGGUGCCGCAACAGAAAAAGAUCUAUCCCCUCUGAGCUUCACUUUGGACCUCGGUACCUCCAGGAGCAGCUGAUCAGCUGACCUGAGGCACUGAGCUGGGGUGUAGGGGUGGAGAAGCUCAGAGAGGUAAGAUGGAGCCAGACCAUUUAAAGAUUUAAAAACAAAUAAAAUAAUCUUAAAAUGAACUCUAAAAUACACAGGUAACCAGUGGAGGGGGGCCAGGAUGGGAGUAAUGUGCUCCCUCUUACGUACUCCAGUUAAGAGGUGGGCGGCUGCGUUUUGUACUAACUGGAGAUGUGAGAGGGAGGACUGGCUGACUCCAAAGUAAAGUGCGUUACAGUAAUCCAGCCGAGUUGUAACAAAGGCAUGGAUUACUGUUUCAAAGUGCCUACGUGCAAGGAAUGGCUUUGCCUCCUAUGUGUUAACGGCUUUUCUGUCGUUUUUAAAGGUGCAAGAAGAAUGUUACACCAGUCUGGACAUCUGCACGGUGGCUCGAACCAACCCUGACGCCAUUGGAGAGGUGGUCCAGGUGCCCACUCACUUCCCCAACAGGUGAGGGCUGAUGACGCACACCAAAUCUGACAAAGCUCGCUAGUUUCCACCCCGUGUCGUGACUUGCUGGAUCUUGUUUCUCAGGUACUACAGCACUCUGCUGCAGGUCCUCCAGUCCUGCGACGAGCAGACGGUGGCGGCGGUGCGAGCCGGCCUCAUGGCCCGUUUAGGCCCCGACAUGGAGACCUUCCUGCAGCUCGUCCAGAACAAACCCUGCGCUCCCGGAUCCAACGCCGCCGCUGUUUACAACAACCCUUCCAGCUGGAGAAACAUGCCAGUGUUCAACAUCCAACCGGGCUUCAGAGGACGCGACCCCACCCACCUGUUCGCCAGGAAAAGAUCUGUGGACAACCUGGAGGGAGGGGCCGCGGAGGAGAAUUAGAGAACGCCCAAUCACUUGCCAUCACGCACAUGCUAACGCCAUUCUGAUUGUUUUUCACGUACGCACGCUCAAACUUGCAGCUUUAUCACGAUGAUUACAGCCUGGAGCUUUAGACGCCGAUUCGGCUUAAAGAAAAAAACGCCACUCGCGCUGUUGUUGUUCUUUUUCAUGCCCAUUUACUCAAUCGUGUUUCCGACCAGACACUUCAGUCACAGUGACAAUAACUGAUAUUUAUUUUCCUUAACGAGUUAAUUUAUGAGGCGGUGGAGCUCAGAGGAAGUCUUCACGCUGGUCGUGGAGCUCUCAAUGAGUCCAGUUUGGAGCCUUUUGUUGGUCUGGGAUCACUUUGUGUUGAAAACCUGUUUGAACGAAGACUAUGGGCCAACUCGGCUGGUUUUUGUUUGAAAUAAAUGAAAUGAUAUGACUGA